AUGCCUCACUUCGAAGAGGUGAUCUACUCCAACGGCUACCAGAAACUGCCUGAGAAGAGCUCAGCAGCCCUCGAAUACGCGCGUCAGGCACAGCGACUCGCGCAUUUGAGACCCUCGCAAGAGAACGACGAGACGGGCUCGACCCAGGCCGCGCAGGCGAAGUUCGUCACGCCUCUCGAUCCUGUGGUGGAGACACAGAAUGGCGGCCGACUGCCAGCGGUUCCCGUCGAUGAAGCGGCCGAGCUGAACCGCCUCAGAGACCAGCUAGAUGGCUACGAGAUCCCGCGGAGUCCGCCUAGAGGUGCGGUUAGACAGGGUCGCGACGGUAUGACAUAUGGCGCACGGCUACAGUCGCCGCCGGCACCAGCGUCGAGGUCUGAUGUUGAAGAGCAAAAGCAUGCGCCGGAUGCGCCCUUGACUGAAGCAGUGCCGGUAUCGAGGACCAACCCCUUGUUUCCACCUCUCCCAAUGUACGGACCGCCUUCCCUCAUGAGGACUGUACAAUGCUACUUCUUCCGUUCAGUCUCGUCUGUUCUGUCAUUAGGCUUCCUGAUAGCGAUUGUAAUAGGAUGCAUUGCGGAUGCCGUGCCCAGGAUAAUACGCUAUACACGCCGAGUAAUGCUGCUGCAAAACCCAGAGUACGACCGUCCAUUCUACACAGAAGAGAAGCAGCGAGCACAAGAAAGGCGGGCGGCGGAGAAGGCGUGGAUUCACCAGCGCAGCAAAGGCACGCACACGCCGUCUGGCGAAAAGGGUCUCUACAAUGAGAAGACACGGCAGCCUCCACAAGAUGGUGCGUUUGUUCCAACUGAAGGCGGACCGGAUCCGCUCGUUGUUGACGUUGGUUAUUACGCGAGGCGGGUGGGUUUGGACGCGGAGACGUUCGAAGUUGAGACGGAAGACGGCUUCAUCAUCGAGCUAUGGCACAUCUUCAAUCCACGAGACUACCAAAAGCCAGCGCCAUCCAGUUACAAGAUGCAUGGCCCAGAUGUCUUCAAGACCUCGCGCGAUGAUCCAAGAUUCGCCGAGACGCAACCAUUUCCGGAUGGGAAGAAAAAGUAUCCGGUGCUCAUGAUGCAUGGCCUGUUGCAGUGUGCUGGCGCAUUCUGCACGAACGAUGACGAUUCACUGGCCUUCUACCUCGCCAAGUCCGGCUACGAUGUCUGGCUUGGCAACAACCGAUGCGGCUUCACGCCGAAACACACUCUCCUAACCUACGACGACCCAAGAAUGUGGGCGUGGAACAUUCGACAGAUGGGCGUCCUGGAUCUCGCCGCCCUCAUCAGCCGUGUCCUUGCCGAAACCGGCUUCCCCAAACUUGCCCUCAUCGCCCACAGUCAAGGCACGACACAGACCUUUGUCGCCCUUGCGAAAGAGCAACGUCCAGACAUAGGUGAGAAGAUCUCCGUCUUCUGCGCCUUGGCACCUGCCGCUUACGCCGGACCACUCAUUGGCAAGAUGUAUUUCAAGGUAAUGCAAACUGUCACACCGGCCAUGUUCCGCCUCAUCUUCGGUAUUCAUGCCUUCAUCCCGCUCAUGAUGCAAGCGCACCAUAUCAUUCCCGCUCACUUCUACGGAUGGCUUGGAUAUCACGUCUUCUCGUUCCUCUUUAGCUGGUCCGACACGCGCUGGGAUCGCGGGCUGCGUGAUCGCAUGUUCCAAUGGGCGCCGGUAUACGUCUCCGCGGAGAGUAUGCGGUGGUGGCUUGGACGAGAAUGCUUUGCGAAGCAAAAGUGCAUACUCGCGACACGCGAAGAGGGCAGGCUGGAAGAUCUCGAAGACGAAGAAGACGACGAGCUCAUCAGAAAGCUGUAUGUGGACAGGGAGCCGCACGUCAGUCAGCGGCGGAAAUUGCAACGUAAUCUGACCAGUUUCCACUGCGCGACGCCGACGCAUGUCCAUCAUGAUCGGACACGGGGUAAGUACGCGUGGUACAAUAACCAGUUCCCACCAUUAGCAUUGUGGGUCUGCGGCGCAGACGAUCUGGUCGAUGGUAGACGGUUGCUGCGAAGGUUUGACCGUGGAAGGGAGCCUCAUGUGAGAAUUGUGCACAAGAAGAUCAUUGAAGGUUACGAGCAUCUUGAUGUCAUCUGGGCCAUGGACGCGAUCGAGAAAGUUGGCAAGGAGGUACGAGAGGUCAUUUGGCGAACCGUAGAGCCGGAGAGCGCAAAGGUCUGCCGCGUACCUAUAGGCUGCGAAAGGCCGUUGGAGGAGGAUCCAGACGUGAACAAGGAUGUACCGAUGCUGCAUUCGGGCGGUAGGCUACGCAUGGCCAGUAUCUCUGAAGUCCCGACUAUCGCGGCGAAGAAGGCGGGCGCCACUAUACGAGAGGUCGACGAGAACGAACGGCCUGUGGCGGAUGCGAACGAGACUAACAUUGAUGUCAGCCGGGAAAGGGAUGGUGAGCAUGACUAUCUUCGACAGGAAGAGAAGGUGUUUGGAAAGCCAUUGAAUGAGCCGGUAUUUACGGAUCUGCAGGAGAAGGAGAACCCGCUGGGAUAG
This is a messenger RNA of Baudoinia panamericana UAMH 10762, 2502 nucleotides long. RefSeq lists its product as uncharacterized. Lineage: Eukaryota; Fungi; Ascomycota; Dothideomycetes; Mycosphaerellales; Teratosphaeriaceae. The record is from RefSeq and is a predicted model, not a curated record. Gene Ontology annotation, biological process: lipid metabolic process. The coding region runs from base 1 to 2502 and encodes 833 amino acids. The transcript has a single exon.